UUCUGGUUAAUUUUUGCAAGAGAGAGAAGUUUUGUAUCGUUAUUUAGUCUUAAUUCACGCGAAUAAUGUUGUAAUUGCGGAAAAAUGUUGUAAUUUAACUGGCAAAAGUAUUAAGAAAUUAGACACGCAUCAAAACUCACCGAUACAUAAGGAAAAAGCACUCGACAAAAAAGUAUUGAACGACGCCCUUCACACACAAGAGAAGAAGAAGAAGACGAGAGAAAAAAGUAUUUUACGAUGAAUGAAGCAAACUCCACGAAUCCCGGGAACGACGUUGUGGUGCGAGGUCACGUCUUCGAGGUGGGACCCCGUUACACGAACUUGAAUUACAUCGGAGAAGGAGCUUAUGGGCUCGUUGUCUCCGCUUUCGAUUCAGUCACGAAGACCAAAGUUGCAAUUAAGAAAAUUUCGCCGUUCGAACAUCAAACCUACUCACAGAGGACCCUGCGAGAAAUCAAAAUACUUACCAGAUUCAAGCAUGAAAAUAUAAUCGAUAUUCGGGACAUUUUGCGUGUGCAAACCAUCGAUCAGAUGAAGGAUGUGUACAUUGUGCAAUGUCUCAUGGAAACUGACUUGUACAAGCUGCUGAAGACGCAGCGGCUCAGUAACGAUCACAUUUGUUACUUUUUAUAUCAAAUUUUACGUGGACUCAAGUACAUUCAUUCUGCAAAUGUAUUGCAUAGAGACUUGAAACCGAGCAAUUUGUUGCUUAACACAACUUGUGAUUUAAAGAUAUGUGACUUUGGUUUGGCACGCGUUGCUGAUCCCGAGCACGAUCAUACUGGAUUUUUAACUGAGUAUGUGGCAACGAGGUGGUAUCGGGCACCUGAGAUUAUGUUGAAUUCAAAGGGUUACACAAAAUCCAUUGAUAUCUGGUCCGUUGGUUGUAUUCUCGCCGAAAUGCUGAGCAAUCGACCAAUUUUCCCCGGAAAACACUACUUAGAUCAACUUAAUCACAUUUUGGGUAUUUUGGGAUCCCCCUCGCAGCAGGAUCUCGAGUGUAUUAUCAACGAGAAAGCAAGGAGCUACUUACAGUCGCUUCCGUACAAACCAACGGUACCGUGGAACAAGCUGUUCCCCAAUGCCGACGCAAAUGCCUUGGAUCUGCUUGGCAUGAUGUUAACAUUCAAUCCACACAAACGGAUUUCCGUCGAGGAUGCCCUUGCACAUCCGUAUCUGGAACAAUAUUACGAUCCAGCUGAUGAGCCCAUCGCCGAAGAGCCAUUCAGAUUUUCCAUGGAACUCGAUGAUUUGCCAAAGGAAACACUAAAACAACUGAUUUUCGAGGAGACUCUUAGAUUUUCAGCACAAAACGAUCCUAACUAAAAAGUGAAAAACAAGAAAAAAAAAACAUAUUUUAUUAUUAUUAUUAUUCUUACAAAAAAAAUAUUCCAAUUCUAAUUGUUAAUUAAGCGAAAAAUGAUAGAAAACAAACAAAAAAAAGCGACGUACAUACACAGGGAAAACAACAAAAAAAAAAUUAGGAUUACGUGAGAUUUUGCGUGUGGUGUGGAGGGACGACAAGUGUUAGCAACAUAAUUUAAGAGAAGGAUGUUAAGAGCUCAGUCACAUCAAAAUCCCCAAAAAACGAACAUUUCCCGAUAAACAAAGAAACAACAUCAGAUUAUUUUCUUUCUCUCAAAAAUUAUUACAAAAAAAAAAGUUUUUUCAAAAGAUUUUGAUGUUUAUGAUGUAAAAUUGUUUUAUUUUUUCGAAUUUUAGAAAAACACGUAAAUAAUAAGGGAGUUCAAUUAAAAAUAUUAUAAAUACAUAUAAACUUAUUGCCAUACCUCUUCCAAGUUUAUCAAUAAAAAAAAUUAAAUUUAAUCAAAUAAAAAACGAAGCAGCAACGAGUUUGUUGUGGAGAACAUUUGACAAACAAAAAAAAAUCUACAAGUCUUCAAACAAUUUUUAAACAUUAACAAAUAAUAAUAAAAUAAAAAUAAAGAUGACACCUUAAUUGAGCAACCUUAUUGGCCUUGUAAUUCCAUUCAGUGAAAUUUUUUCUAUAUGUGUCUGUGUCAAAUAAAAAACAACAACAACAACAAGAAAAAAAAUUUGCAUAUAUAUUAAAUGUUAAACUGACAUGUUUCAAGAGGAAAAAAUAACAAAAUGAAUCAAGCACAAGGUAGUGUUAUUUAAAAUUUUAAAAUAUAUUAGCAGAAUUAACUGCUUUAUUAAAUUGUUGUUGCAUUUACUAUAUUGUAAUUUUUGUGAUUCAUUAAUUAUUCUACGAUGAUGUUAUAAAAAUAAUAAUAAUUAUAAAACAAAGAAAGAGAUAA
Culicoides brevitarsis is the source of this 2282-nucleotide messenger RNA. RefSeq names its product mitogen-activated protein kinase ERK-A (gene rl). The transcript is spliced from 6 exons. The record is from RefSeq and is a predicted model, not a curated record. Gene Ontology annotation, molecular function: MAP kinase activity; ATP binding. Gene Ontology annotation, biological process: intracellular signal transduction; protein phosphorylation. Gene Ontology annotation, cellular component: cytoplasm; nucleus. The coding region runs from base 238 to 1326 and encodes 362 amino acids. Lineage: Eukaryota; Metazoa; Arthropoda; Insecta; Diptera; Ceratopogonidae.